AUAGUACCUCAGCCUUCGGAAGUCAUUGCAACUGCUUCCUCUUGCCCACAAUCAUUCCACCGUCUCCCCCCCAAACAGUAUUGUGUACUUUUUCUCUUUCCACCAACAUACCACCUCAAAUGCGAAAACCCGACCAGGUCACGACGACAACCAUAGGUCCCGAUUGCUAUCGUCCUCCCUACGCCCCAACUGCACUUGCAGCUUAUCGCAACACCAAUCUCACCUGCUCGAUCCCGAUCCCCCGCCUAAGCAUCGUCCUCGCUCAGCGCAUGGUGGGGUUUGGCUGAAUCGAAUCGAACCGACCUGGACUGGACCGAUCUGAAUUUUCCAGCAUAACGAUCACGAUGCCUCAACGACAGUCGCUCACCUCCUCAUUCUCAAUCACCGAUGCAAACAACGAAGUCGUCUGCCCACUGCGAAAUCAAGAUGGCUCCAGUUGCCGCAAGCGAUGCAUUGGUGAAAAGAGAUACCGCUCUAUGCAGGAGCACAUCCGACGAGCACACCCCGAACACUACAUACCGAAGCUCCCCGCAACCGAGGAGAGCUUCCUUCUGAUGAUUAACACCCCGCCGCAAGAUAGGUCCCAACUUCAGCAGCAGCAGAACAAUGCCAAUGGCGGUGCUAUGAACGGUGGCAUGAACGGUGGUAUGCCCCAUGGCAAUCAUGCCGUACAGCCCAUUGUGCCUCCGAGAGGGUACCAGCAGAUGAACCAUACUCAUGCAUAUUUCCGAGACGACUCAGCCGCCCCCGACACGCCCAGAGGCCUGGCAGACUUUGCUGGCGGCGCGAUGCUGCCCACCGAGAGUGCUGCAGCUGCUUUGGCACAGCUGGGACAAGCACAAAGGAUGGAUUCAGGCUGGGAUUCUGGCGAGGAAUGGCAAUCUGAUACCGACGGGCCUCGAAUUCCCAGGAGCACCAUCGAGCUCCCGCCCAUUAAUAACAUCGAUCCUACGAGCGAACCUUUCCCCUCUAUGAAUUCCGUCCGACAGCAACAAAGAGACUUGUUGCCGUCUAUUCUUUCUAACUCACCGCCUGCUGGGCGAUCAUCUACACUCCCUCCUUUGCAACGACCGCUCGGUCCUAACCGACGCAGAAAGCAAUCCGUCACCAAGCCAGGGCACAAGAAGCAGAAGUCCAGAGGACAGCAAGCGGCCGACUGGCUGAGGAGAAUCCAAAAUGAUGACCACUAUGGAAAGCGUUGGGAGGACCUUAUCGAUGCAGCCGCGUCAGCAACUGAAGACAUAGAGGAUGAUAGAACUCCUGUGCCGCAAUCACCUAUCUCCAUGCAUCGUGCAUCCAUGCCUCCCUUCCCUCAUAAUAACGUCCAGACCUAUCAUGGCUACCAGGCCUCGCCCCUGCAGCAGGCUCUGACUCCUCCUUCCUUUCAUCAGGAGAUGCCCGAGCCUUUCCCCAGUGUGGAAAGCGGCGAGAGCGGCGACCAGUUUCACAUCGGAGCUACCGGGCUCUCAGACUCCUCCCCGAGCUACUCAUCCCAAGACGUUCAUAUAUAUUGCGCUGCGUGCCAGAAGAGCUCCAAGCUCAAGGAGUCUUAUGCAUGCACAGAGUGCAUCUGCGGUUUGUGCCGCGAAUGCGUCAAUGUACUGAUGGAAGAGCAGGGUGCCCGAAGGAAAUGCCCGCGCUGUGCUACUAUUGGUGGCCGGUUCAAACCAUUUCAGCUGGACAUCCGAUGAGAACUCGCCCCAGCACAACGCGCGCCCUCGCUCGAGCGGUUGAACGUCAUCCGCUAUUUAGAUCCCCUUCUUCAGGCUAUACCGUAGCGUACCUAUGGCCUGGUUA
Molecule: messenger RNA, 1797 nt
Organism: Truncatella angustata
Lineage: Eukaryota; Fungi; Ascomycota; Sordariomycetes; Amphisphaeriales; Sporocadaceae
Exons: 5
Coding region: 345-1691 (448 amino acids)
Source: RefSeq, a predicted model, not a curated record